UCCUCGCUCCCUCCAUCCAUCUCUCCCUCCCUAUCAUCUAUCUAUUCAUCUAUCUGGAUUACAGCAAAACAAAGAAUAAAGAUUAUGAAGAAAGAGAAGAACUUCCCAGGCCCGCGCAGCCGUCGGCUCCUGCGCUCCCAACGGGGUGGGCCAGUUCCUUCCUCGCACCCUCUUCUCUCCCGGUGCCUGCGGUCCCACCUUCCAGAUACCCCUCGGAGAGUCCAGCUGAGCUCUCGCCAGAGCUUUCCCCCUUCCAACCCGCUCGAAUUGCCCAGACCCCAAGCUGGGCUUCUCUCUCCAUCGCCCCAGAAAGUGGGUCUUGGAGACCGAGGCAAGAAUUUGGGCCUCCGCUUCUGUUCCAGACCCCCGACCCCUUGCCAAAAUGCGGCAGGUGUGCAGAUUGGGCCGCGCUUGGUUCCUGGCUGGGUUUAUGGAGCCUGCGGCCCAGGCAGGCUCCGCAGACCCGGAGCCAGAGUGGGAUUUAACGGCGGCCGGUGCGCUGUGCUUGGUCAACCCCGGUAACCGUCACACUGCUCUUGAUAUGAAAAAAACCGGCCAGCGUUCUGCUUUUCUGCCCCGCUGCAGUCAAAACCCGCCAGGGUUCUGUCCGAGUGUUUGGAUUUUGUAAUUCUUCUCUCUUUGGCCAACUCCCCGUCCUUGGCCGGGCUCAGUGCUGCCAGUCCUGCAGGACCCUAGCCCCGGGCGGCUCUGCCUGAGGCCCAGUUCUCACUGAUGCGGAGUGGCCCAAGGGUGGGAGCAGCGGUUAAUGCCGGACUGAUUAAUACAAGCUCCAGUGAAAGCGAAAGUAAGAAAAUAAAACGGAUUGCAGUAUACAUAUACAAUGUGUAUAGGAAUACAUGUACAUACAUAUUACACGUAUGUGUAUGUAACGCACGUUUGUUAAAAUGAGGUCAUAAUGUUCAUGCUGUUUCAUAACCCACUUUCUUUCAAUGACCACCUUUUCAUUUCAGUAAAUCUUUGUAUUCUCAUGUUGCAGCUUCUCCAUUUUUCUUUAACAUGUUGUUUACAGAGUUUGUGCAAACCUGUACCAAAUCCAGAACCAUGCAUCUAUAACAUGCUAAAAGAUUGUCAACCUAGAAUCCUAUAACAACCACAAAAAAAAGACCUACCUAAAUGGAGGCAAAGUAAUGACUUCAGACGAAAAAAAAAAAAAAAAGGAAAUCUGAAAAUCUGAGGGAAUUUGUCACCAGCCGAUCUUUCUUAUGAAAAAAUAUUAAAGGAAGUUCUUUAGCUGGAAGGAAAAUGAUAUCUGAAUGAAACUCAGAUCUACAAAAAAGAAUGAAGGGCACAGAAGAUAGUAAAUAUGCAGAUAAAUAUUAAAAAAUUCUCUUUUUUACUGUUAAAAUUAUUCUUUUUUUACAAUAUAACAAAAUGUAUUUUCAUUGGAUAUUAAUUAUGAACCCAUAAUGCAUGUAAACUAAAUACAAUACUUCAAAUCAUUCUGC
This is a messenger RNA of Symphalangus syndactylus (siamang), 1466 nucleotides long. RefSeq lists its product as uncharacterized. Lineage: Eukaryota; Metazoa; Chordata; Mammalia; Primates; Hylobatidae. The record is from RefSeq and is a predicted model, not a curated record.